Aureobasidium uvarum is the source of this 1281-nucleotide messenger RNA. NCBI's taxonomy places the organism in Eukaryota, Fungi, Ascomycota, Dothideomycetes, Dothideales, Saccotheciaceae. The record is from the annotation of a GenBank genome assembly.
AUGCUCUCUCCACUCUUGAUCCUCGCUACUGUGAGCUCGCUACUCGGACAGUCUUGUGCUCUUCCACCGCCUGGUCCUCCCAGCCCUCCUGGUCCGCCUGGUCCGCCUGGUCCGCCUGGUCCGCCUGGGCCCCCAGAACCUCCUGGACCUCCUGGCCCUCCCAGCUCGAACUACAUUGACUGGAGAAACUUCAAGGCCAACGGUGUCAACCUCGGUGGCUGGCUGGUGCAAGAAUACUUCAUCGAUACAGCAUGGUGGGACGCCAAUUCCGGCGGCGCAAGUGAUGAGUGGGGUCUCUGCGCAAACCUAGGCUCUCGUUGCGGCCCUGUGCUGGAAAAGAGAUAUGCCACUUGGAUCACCUACGCCGACAUCGAUAAGUUGGCUACUGUAAACAUCAAUGUGUUGCGCAUUCCAACCACAUAUGCUGCAUGGAUCAAACUUCCAGGCACCCAACUGUACUCUGGCAAUCAACAAAAGUAUCUCAGAGAUAUUGCGUUGUAUGCCAUCAAGAGAUAUAACAUGCACAUCAUCGUUGACAUUCACUCCCUGCCCGGCGGUGUCAACGGUCAAGGCAUUGGCGAAGCAGAUGGCCAUUAUGGCUGGUUCCACAACCAGACUGCCCUCGCCUACUCCUACAAAGCUGUUGACGCUGUCAUCGCUUUCAUCCAAUCCUCCGGCUUUCCGUCCCAUUUCACCAUCGCUCCCAUCAACGAACCUGUCGACAACACUGACUUCUCUGCCUUUGGCUCUCCCUAUGCACUUUCAGACUCUGCAGCCGACUACCUCACAAACUUCACCAAAGGCGUCUUGCAACGCGUAGGCAAAGUCAACUCCAGAAUCCCAGUCAUGCUCCAAGACGGCUUCAAAGGCGAAUCCUACUUCUCGCCCUCAUUUCCCAAAUCCACAAACCUCGUCUUCGACAUCCACAGUUACUACUUCGCAGGUAGAAACGCUUAUGCCUCUAACGUCACAUCCUACAUCUGCACCGAUGCCAAAGCUGCAGUAGGCGAUGGCAAAUUUCCCGUCUUUGUUGGCGAGUGGGCGAUUGAAGCCCAAUACAACAACACUUUUGCUUCGAGGCAGGGUAACUUGGCUGCAGGUCUAUACGCGUUCAGCAAAAAGACUUCGGGGAGUGCUUAUUGGACUGCCAAAGUGGCGGCUCCGAGCGCAUUCAAGCCAUUCGAUGGACAAGGCAGCAGAAGUGAUUACUGGAGUUAUGAAAACUUUAUCGAUUUGGGUCUCUUGAAACACGCUCAAGUGGCUCCUGGAUAUUGUCAAUGA